UUCCAUCAGCGAACCUGUUUCGUUUCGACUCUGUGUCUCCUCACGCUAGUUAAUAUUAUUGCCGUCCUCUUUAGCCACUAUCACACGGUUUGCACAGAUCGCCAAACUAUGUGGAGAUUCAAAAGAAAGAAGUCGCGUGCGCAGAAGCACGCAGGCGAUAUAGCUGGCGCCAGUGGAAACUCGUCUCCAUCCGCGCAUAGCCCCACAACACUGUCCCCCCAAGGAGCAGCGCAUCCAGAGACUUCAUCCUCUGCGAUACUACCCCUUAGACUACCAUCAACUACAACGCUAUCGCCUUUAUCUUCGCCAGAUGCUGUGGUCACUCCUCCAAGCCACCAGAAGCGAGAAACAAGUGAUACAAGUAUCACUCCAAUCAGCCUGCCCCAACCCAACCAAAAUUUAACCGAUUCGCAAACAUAUGAGCCAUUGGGGGAUCCUAUAGGGCUCACCGUCUUGUAUCAACCCGAAAUCUCGCCUUCAAUUGACAUAGUAUUCGUCCACGGUCUCGGAGGAACAAGUCGAACCACCUGGUCGAAAGGAAAGAACUUUGACAAUUGUUGGCCUGAGAAAUGGCUUCCUGCCGAAGUUGGCAUUCAGUCCGCUAGAAUUCUUACUUUUGGUUACGAUGCCAACUUUGCCUCAGUCAAGUCAACCUUGGCCACGGGCAUCAUGAAUUUUGCCAAAAGUUUGCUCUACUACAUGAAAUUCGGGAAGAACGAACAGUUGGAGGACUUGAACUUGGGUCAGAGACCUAUCAUUUUCAUUGUGCAUUCCAUGGGCGGCCUUGUUGUCAAGCAGGCCUACGUUUUGGGACAGCACGAUCCUAAUUAUGCAGAGAUAGUGAAAACUAUUAGCGCGAUCAUCUUUCUGGCGACACCGCAUCGAGGCUCAAAUCUAGCCAAGAUCCUUGGCCGCAUCUUGACUGUUUCUACCUUCAAUCACAACCCGAAACAAUAUGUAGCAGAUUUGAAGAACGGAUCUCCGCUCAUCGAAGCUCUCAAUGAGCAGUUCAGACAUCUGGCCCCAAAGCUGGAUAUCUUUUCAUUCUAUGAAACUUUGCCCACCGGGAUCGGGCCCAAGAAAAUGAUGAUUGUUGAGCAGCAUUCAGCGACCCUUGGCCACAACACCGAGAUUACGAAGUCGAUGGUGGCGGACCAUCACACAAUAUGCAAGUAUGACGGCGUCAAAGAUGUCAACUACAUUAGUGUCAGAAGUGCCCUCAAAUCCUUGAUCACCUCAAUCUUCCCAAGAGGACACACGAAAAGAAUACAAUCCGAUGACAACAUGAGAAGCAUUGAAGCCCUUCUAUCGGUGACUGAGAGUUACAGCGAUGAUCUAGACUUCUUCAGAACGCGCUGGACUGAGGGAACCUGCCAAUGGAUACUCGCGGAUGCUUCCUACCAGAGCUGGUAUGAGGAUGAAGAAACAUCCAUACUUUGGCUUCAUGCUCGGCCUGCUAGUGGAAAAUCCAUCCUCUCUUCGUUUAUCAUCGAUCAAUUGCUGGAAAGUUCUUUCUGCGCCUACUUUUUCUUCAGAUUCGGCAUCCAAUCCAAAAGAUCUAUGAGCACUUGCCUCAGAACUAUCGCUUAUCAAAUUGCGGAGCGCAUCCCGUCGUUUCGGCAUGAGUUGAGCAACCUUCGAAUCCCAUCCAAAUCUUUGGAAAAGGCUGAUGUGCGAACCAUCUGGGAAAAGGUUUUUCUAGACCUCCUGUUCAAGAUGCGAAUCAACGUAACAAUGUACUGGGUUAUCGACGCCCUCGACGAAUCGGAAAACUCUCAAGUCUUCGUCGAAAUGAUGCGAGGGGUCUCCAAAGCUUCGUUUCCGAUCAAGAUUCUUCUUGUCAGCCGGCAGACAUCGGAACUUGUGCAAACUUUCGAGCGCUUGUCGAGGGAUAUGAGGGUAUGCUACUUACCAAUAGAACACACGAGCAGCGAUAUUCAGAUUUGUGUGAAAAAGGAAGUGCAGUACAUUCAUACUGAUGAUGACUUCAAAGACCAAAUCAUCCAAAGACUGGUUAAUGCUGCACAGGGAAAUUUUCUCUGGGCUAGCCUCGUCCUUGGUGAGGUCGUGAAAUGUAACACCGAAGAAGAUCUCGAAGACACGUUGCGCGGGAUCCCGAGCGGAAUGGAGAACCUCUACGAGCGUAUGGAACGGAUGAUCAUCGAAAAGAUUCCACCGCACCAACAGAGCCUUGGCCAGAUGAUUUUAAGCUGGGCCGUGUGUUCUCGAAGACCUCUAUUAUUGAAGGAGCUCGACCAAGCCCUUCGACCGGAAUUCUCUAUAAUGACUGAACUGAACGUCAUUAUAAAUCGGGUGUGCGGUCAAUUUCUGGUUGUCGACGCUAGUAAUCGCCUCAUAAUGGUUCAUCAAACAGCGAGAGAUCACAUCAUCUCAACCGACUCGAAACUAGGAGUGCGCGUUCCGGAGGCUCACGAGAUUCUUUUUGAAAAAUGCCUCUAUGUGAUUGAUGAGAAACGUCUACGAAGAGAUUCCAGCCACAAACUACUGUCGACUAAGAGUCCCGACUACACCGAAUUCAUUCGAUAUGCGAUGACAUCUUGGAACUACCAUUUGAACUUAACCGCGCUGGAUUCUGAAGUCCCCAUAAAACUCAUGGCAGAUUUCCUCCGUAACAGCUCGGUACUGGCGUGGAUCGCUUGGUUAGCAAAUAAGAACUUGCUGAAAGUCCUGGUCUACUCAUCUAGAGCCCUCACGAAGUUUGCGGCGCGAGAACGGAAAAGAUACGCAAACAUAGCACCUUUCAAUCAACCAAAUCAAGACUUGGAUUUGAUUGAGUCUUGGGCAACUGAUCUUCUCAAGCUUAUUGGGAGGUUCGGACCAAAUCUAGUUGCCAAUCCUGAUGCUAUUUACCACCAAAUCCCCCCGUUUUGCCCAGCAAAUUCAGCCAUUUCUCGCCAUUUUGGGCAGAAAGGCUCACAGACACUUCCAGUGAUGGUGAGCGGGGUUUCCAAAGAAAAUUGGGAUGAUCGACUUGCAAAAUUAUCCAUUGGGUCGGGAUCGCAAGCGCUGUUGGUAGCAUGUGCAGGCGACCACAUCGCCGUUGCAGACGGGAAAGGCCAGAUCGUUCUAUACAAUGCCGCGACUUUCGAAGUGAAGCGCGUACUGAAACACGCGGGCAUAGUAUGCGCUAUGGCCUUCAGCGCCAGCUCCAAAUUUCUUGCGACAUACGGCUUCGCGACCACUCAUGUGUGGUCUGUGAAUACAGGACAGAUCAGGCAAAGGAUCAUCAAUCCGAGGGGUAGCACCGCCCUCACAAUGGUUUUUACAGAGGGUGAUACUAAGCUGAUGGCGGGUUGCAGUGACCGUCUUCUCCGUUUUGCAGCAUUGUCGGAGCCAGAACCGGAUUGGGUUGUUUUACAUCCCAAUUUACUCAAAGACGACACGGUGUUGGAUCGACCUGUCUCCAAAGUCCCGUGGCGUAUUGCGUUCAACGAUGAUGCAAACUACGUUGCUGUAGCCUACCGGGACUUCCCAAUGUCUGUUUGGUCCCUCGAUGAUGAUAACCCAAAAUUGAUUGGCCGGGCUAUGCGCAGCAGAGAGUAUGCAGGAAAUGCGUGGACUGUCGUCGAUCAAGUCAUCUGGCAUCCAGAUUCUGAUGAAGUGCUGGGCCUCUAUCUUGGCGGGCAUGUUUUCCGAUGGGAUCCUUUCCAGAACACCCAACAGGAGAUCCAAGCUGAUGCGACUAUUCUCGCCUCGAGUCCGGAUAGCCAGUUCUUUGCAACCGGCGACCGCAACGGUACCAUCAAGAUAUUCGACUUCUCCCAAUUUGUGCUAGUCUACCAACUCUCCUGUGAGCACUUGAUAAACGGGAUAUGCUUUAGUCCUGAUGGAAAACGCUUGUACGAUAUCAGGCAGCAUUUCUGCAAUGUCUGGGAACCAACAACUUUGGUGCAGGCAAGCGGGCGAAAUGAGCAAGACAUCGAAACGGAAAGCGAAGUGCUCAGCGUAUCGACUCUGACAGUUACCGAGAAUUUCGAGGAAUUGCGAGACCAGAUCACAGCAAUUGGCGUUCAAUUCAAUGGCCACUACCAAGCGAUUGGCAACGAAAUCGGUCUAGUAAGCAUAGUCGACACCGCUUCUCCCGAUUGCCAUGCAACUGCAGUGUGGCAAGCGCCAGUGAAGCUGCCCAUCGGUCAUCUUGACUGGUCAGAAGAUGGCAACUAUCUGGCAUGUUCAGAACUGACGGGUCGCGUGGUUGUCAAGAAAUUGCAACUUGCCCCCAAAACGAUGUGGACUGUAACUCAUCACUUCGCGGUUAAGCUCACCGUCGAUAGUGAAGGCAUCCAAGGUAUACUUCUGAACAAGAAUGGAAGCCUGCUCAUGAUAAAGAAUGGCCCCAACGUUACGAUAUGGUCACCGGGCGAUGGAUCGCGAUUGGCAACUGAGAUUAUCGCCCUAUCAGCACCCAAUACUAAAUGGACAAAGCAUCCGAAAGACGCGAAUCUACUUUUGGCCUUUAGCCCUUCCGGAUUGAGUGUGCAUCGAUUUGAGGAUCUUGCUAUGGUCGCCCACUAUGACAUGGAACAUCCACAGGUCCAUAGUAUCGGUCAGGACGCAGAGGCAGACGAAGAACAAACGGGUGAAUUAAAAGUUGAAAGUCUUCAUGUCGCGUCAGACGGGCUGAGCUGUCUGGUCGACCUGAUUCACACAACAGCCAAGUCUGAGACGCGUCUCACUGUCCUGUGCGAGAUUCCCCAAUUGAGUUCUCCAAUCAUGGCAUCAGGGCCUGCCGUCCCACACGAUAUUCAAGUGGAAAUAGAACGUCCACUUGCGAUACUUCAAAAGCAAAGACUGAUAUAUCUCGACAAAGGCAAUUGGAUUUGCUCGUAUCGGCUGCACUCCAAAUCCACGACCAGUAAGGCCCAACAGCACUACUUCCUACCCAAAGAUUGGAUGGACAUCGAGUGCUUAAAGCACUGUGCUUUAAUUGCGGAUGGCAAACUCCUCAUGCCUCACAAUGGGGAGUUGGCGGUAAUUGAGUGCAAUGAGAUGAACUUUUGGUAA
This is a messenger RNA of Periconia digitata, 5025 nucleotides long. The record is from the annotation of a GenBank genome assembly. NCBI's taxonomy places the organism in Eukaryota, Fungi, Ascomycota, Dothideomycetes, Pleosporales, Periconiaceae.